AUGGCGAGGAUGUACCAGAAGCUGGCACCUUGCGGCGGUGAAGGAGGGCGUGAAUGGGACGACGAUGUAUACGAGGGUGUCAAAAAAGUGUACGUAGGGCAAGAUCUCACACGUAUCACUUUCGUCAAAUUCGAGUACGUCAAAGAAGACGGCCAAGUGGUAACACGUGAAUAUGGGACAAUAACUCAAAAUCCUAAAGAGUUUGCACUUGAAUAUCCGGAUGAACACAUCACAGUGGUGGAGGGAAGCUACAACAAAGUGGCUAUGUAUGCCACGGAGGUGAUCACGUCUCUCGUCUUCAAGACAUCAAAGGGUAAAACGUCUCCAACAUUUGGUCCAAACUUGUUCGGAGUUGUGAAUGGUACAAAGUUUGUUUUUGAGGACGAGGGAAAGAAGAUCGUAGGUUUUCAUGGACGGUCUGAUAAAGCUAUCGACGCUCUUGGAGUUUACUUUGUACAAGACUCUCUGACCACAUCAUCCCCUCUAUACAAGCUAGAAGCCAGAGGUGGUACAGAGGGGCGUGUUUGGGACGAUGGAGCUUGCAACGGCGUCAAAACGCUGCGCAUUGGUCAAGAUGAUAGUCGUAUCACUUAUUUAGAGUUCGAGUAUGAGAAAGGUGGGAAGUCAGAGACUCGUCCCCAUGGCGUGAAAGGAGAAAAACUAUCUGAGUUUGUACUUGAUUUCCCGGAAGAAUACAUCAAAUCUGUGGAAGCAACCUAUGAUAAGCCGAGCUUUUUCCGCAAUACUGUCAUUACCUCGCUCAAGUUGGAGACAUCAAAGGGUAGAGCCUCAAUCUUUGGGUAUGAGGUGGGUAAGAAGUUUGUGUUGAAGCAAAAUGAUCAUAGGAUUGUCGGAUUCCAUGGAAAGGAAGGUGAAGCUAUUGAUGCUCUUGGAGCAUAUUUUGCACCUGUUCCUACUCCAGAUCCAGUUGCUCCUGCUCCAGUUCCAGCUGAUCCUGCUCCAGCUUCUCCCGCCCCAGUUCCAGCUGCUCCUGCUCCAGCUCCAGCUGCUCCGGCUCCUACUCCAGUGAUAGGAGAUCCAUGGUCUGAUGAUAUUUACGACGGUGUAAAGAAGAUACAGAUAGGAUUAUACGACGAAGGUGUAUCAUUUCUCAAGUUCGAAUACAUUAAAGGCAAUGGCCUUGUAUCUGGUGAUGGCCAUGGGAAGAUAACAUCACUCGGAGUUGAAGAGUUUGUGCUGGAGGAUGGUGAAUAUCUCAUGGCCUCUUUGGAAGGCUACUACAAACUUAUACCAAACACACCAUUUGGAAAGAUCGUCUCUCUUAGGUUCAAGACGAACAAAAGGGAGUCACCUCUGUUUGGAAAGGAGUCCGGUGAGAAGUUCUCUCUAGAGCAGAAAGACCAGAAGAUCACCGGAUUUCAUGGACGAGCUACCGAUGUUAUUUACGAUCUCAUGUUCUCUUCCAGGCACAUCAGCAUCUAG
This is a messenger RNA of Microthlaspi erraticum, 1443 nucleotides long. Lineage: Eukaryota; Viridiplantae; Streptophyta; Magnoliopsida; Brassicales; Brassicaceae. The record is from the annotation of a GenBank genome assembly.